AUGUCAGCCUCUGUGGAACCAUCGCCGGUGCCGCCGCGCCGCCACCCUGACGGCAGCCGUUCUCCCUCACGUCCAGGCUACAGCUCCGCGGCGGACACCGACCUGGAUGACUCGAUGUCGCGCUCCUACCACUACGCCCGCACAUCGAGCACCGCCUCGCGCGCGAGCAGCAGCUUCAGCGCUUCCACGGCGAACACCGAGGGAAUGGGCCGCGACGAGCUCCGCAUGGAACUGGACGUCAGCCGCGAACGCAUCCAGGAACUGGAGCGCGCCUACGAAGACCUGGAGCGUCGCUCCGAGUUUCAGCUUGGCUCGUUGCGAUCCGAGCUGGAGGCGACCAGAGACGUGACCCCGAUGGUCGCCGCCGUGGAGGCGGAGAGGCAGACCAUGAGUGAGAAACUCGAGGCGGUAAAGCAGAAGUAUCGUGGAGUGCUGACAGAGACCCUGUCGCUGAAAGAUCAGCUCGCCGCUGCCGAAGCCGUUGCUGCGAAGGUCGUCGCCGUGGAGGCGGAGAGGCAGGAGGAGAGGCAGGCGCUGAACGCCGAGCUGGAGGCGAUGAAGCAGAGUGCCGCCGCUGCCCAGUCCGAGAACCAGGCGCUGAAGGACCAGCUCGCUGCUGCCGAGGCCGCGCACGCCGAAGCCGUUGCUGCGAAGGUCGUCGCCGUGGAGGCGGAGAGGCAGGAGGAGAGGCAGGCGCUGAACGCCGAGCUGGAGGCGAUGAAGCAGAGUGCCGCCGCUGCUCAGUCCGAGAACCAGGCGCUGAAGGACCAGCUCGCUGCUGCCGAGGCCGCGCACGCCGAAGCCGUUGCUGCGAAGGUCGUCGCCGUGGAGGCGGAGAGGCAGGAGGAGAGGCAGGCGCUGGGCGCCGAGCUGGAGGCGAUGAAGCAGAGUGCCGCCGCUGCCCAGUCCGAGAACCAGGCGCUGAAGGACCAGCUCGCUGCUGCCGAGGCCGCGCACGCCGAAGCCGUUGCUGCAAAGGUCGUCGCCGUGGAGGCGGAGAGGCAGGAGGAGAGGCAGGCGCUGAACGCCGAGCUGGAGGCGAUGAAGCAGAGUGCCGCCGCUGCCCAGUCCGAGAACCAGGCGCUGAAGGACCAGCUCGCUGCUGCCGAGGCCGCGCACGCCGAAGCCGUUGCUGCAAAGGUCGUCGCCGUGGAGGCGGAGAGGCAGGAGGAGAGGCAGGCGCUGGGCGCCGAGCUGGAGGCGAUGAAGCAGAGUGCCGCCGCUGCUCAGUCCGAGAACCAGGCGCUGAAGGACCAGCUCGCUGCUGCCGAGGCCGCGCACGCCGAAGCCGUUGCUGCGAAGGUCGUCGCCGUGGAGGCGGAGAGGCAGGAGGAGAGGCAGGCGCUGAACGCCGAGCUGGAGGCGAUGAAGCAGAGUGCCGCCGCUGCCCAGUCCGAGAACCAGGCGCUGAAGGACCAGCUCGCUGCUGCCGAGGCCGCGCACGCCGAAGCCGUUGCUGCAAAGGUCGUCGCCGUGGAGGCGGAGAGGCAGGAGGGAGGCAGGCGCUGA
Bactrocera neohumeralis is the source of this 1509-nucleotide messenger RNA. RefSeq lists its product as uncharacterized. The coding region runs from base 1 to 1509 and encodes 502 amino acids. The record is from RefSeq and is a predicted model, not a curated record. NCBI's taxonomy places the organism in Eukaryota, Metazoa, Arthropoda, Insecta, Diptera, Tephritidae. The transcript has a single exon.